This is a messenger RNA of Carassius gibelio (silver crucian carp), 1868 nucleotides long. Its product is annotated as sodium channel subunit beta-1. The record is from RefSeq and is a predicted model, not a curated record. Gene Ontology annotation, biological process: regulation of heart rate by cardiac conduction; sodium ion transport; cardiac muscle cell action potential involved in contraction. The transcript has 6 exons. Gene Ontology annotation, cellular component: voltage-gated sodium channel complex. NCBI's taxonomy places the organism in Eukaryota, Metazoa, Chordata, Actinopteri, Cypriniformes, Cyprinidae. Gene Ontology annotation, molecular function: sodium channel regulator activity. Bases 479 to 1153 code for a protein of 224 amino acids.
GGAUGCGCUGCGCGCGCGGCCCGGGUUUUUUACCGCAAUGCAUCAGAGCGAGCGUCAUUGGGAACUGCGCAGAAUGGCGUUGUACACCGACAGAACUGCGUUUACCGAUCACACGCGCCCGUCUGAUGCCUGAGGAGUGCACUGCGGAGGCAAGUGACCGUCUGCAUGACCGCUGCGUGGGAAUGUGUUAAAAUGAACGUGUAUCCGGAGCGCGCUUUAUUAAGAUAAUUCAUGUCAAAGAUGCGCAGAUGAUCUAAACAGAGCUGCUGUUGAUCUCAGGACACUGCUUUGAUUUUAUAGAGUCGGUAAGAAAGAGAGUCGGGGCCCUCGGCGGAUUCAGGAGCCGCUGGCCCGGUUCUGCACUAAACCUCUUUCGGAUGCUGCUGGGUCACAUGACUCUUCUGAAGCUCUGCUGAGGGGACAUGAAGAUCCAGCUCUAGAGGACAGAGAGAGAGAGAGAGAGAGUUUAUCUGCUGUGAUGAUGAUGAUGAAGAUGAAGAGACGCCUGCUGCUCCUGUGUGUGUUCUGCUCGUUCUGCGUGUCUCUCUGCAGCGGAGCGUGUGCCGAGGUGGACUCAGACACCGAAGCUGUGGCCGGACAGCCCUUCAAACUGGGAUGCAUCUCCUGUAAGAUGCGCGGAGAGGUGGAGGCCUCGGCCACCGUGGACUGGCUGUUCAGAGCCAGAGGAGAAGCAGACUUCGUGCAUAUCUACAGCUACGACGGCGAGGCGUCCAGCAUCAUCGACGAACGCUUUCAGGACCGCAUGGAGUGGCACGGCAGCAAGAAGACCUUUGACCUCCAGGACGCGUCUGUAGACCUCCUGAACGUCACCUUCAACGACUCCGGCGUCUACCGCUGCAUCUUCAACCGAGUGCUGACCUACGAACACUACGAGUUCUCCACCACCGCCAGCAAAGAGGUGCACCUCACCGUCGUGGCCAAAGCCACGCGGGGCACGGCGUCCAUCGUGUCAGAGGUCAUGAUGUACGUGUCCAUCAUCGGCCUGCAGCUCUGGCUCCUGGUGGAGAUGAUCUACUGCUACAGGAAGAUCGCCGCGGCCGGAGAGGAAGCGCUCAGAGCCAGCGCAGCGGAGUAUCUGGCGAUCGCGUCCGAGAGCAAAGACAACUGCGCUGGUGUACAGGUAGCUGAAUGAGUUAACUAGCACAGGUUCCUCCGGGACGCUCUUCCUUCUGAAUUGUUGUCACUGUCUCUGCUUUUAUAAACGUUUCUUUCCUCUUGACCUGAUCUCCUGCGCAUGACCUUUAUAUGCUAUGCAUGGAUCACCCCCUCACAAUCCACAGCAAUACUCUAGAGACACAAUACUCUGGUUUUGCACUAGAGAUCAGUAAAGAGCAAGCCAUCUUUGUUGAUCUUGCUACAUACUUAUAUCUCUCUCUAUAUAUAUAUAUAUAUGUAUCUAUACUAUAAGACCAACUGAGAGCCAAACGCCAUGCAAUGCUACGGUUGCAUGAGCUGAACGUGAAUGUGAAUGCAAACACAAUUUCUAUACGGGAUGAAACUCAUCGCUAUAAACGACGAGCUCAAGAGAGUUUCUAACUCGUCGUUGUUGUAUAAUCCAAGUGCAAUAUGAGAAUCAGACUCUAGCUCUUGAAUGUAGCAAGCACUCACUGAAUGUGAGAAAUGCAUUGUGGGUAAGUGGAUUAAGACACCCGAUCGCUCGUCCUGUCCUGCUGUGUACCGUUUUAAUGCAUGCCCACACUGCAGACGAUCCAGUAACAAACCUACUCGCCCCACAUAGGCCCUUUCUGUCAGAUGCGCCUGAUAUAAUGUGAGGAUCUGUGGGAAUGCAAGGCUGGUGGGCGGGAGUGCGGAGAGAGAGAAAUGUCAAAUUAAAUGAGUGCAAAUGA